AUGUUCAAAAAAUUGUUAAUUUCAGCUAGUGCUCUUCAAUGCUUUAGUUGUGACUCAAAUAGGGAGAAAGAAUGUCACGAUAUCAAAAGUGUUUCUCCUGUAAAGGCUGUGGAAUGUCGUCCAAACGUUGUAAAGCAAAGCACACCAGAAUGGCUAGCUGAGAUCAUAAGUAUCAGCAAUUUCGGAACGGAACUAGAAAUAACGGUUCCGAUGGUCUGCCAGAAAAUUACAGCUAUUAAUGGUUAG
Molecule: messenger RNA, 246 nt
Organism: Chironomus riparius
Lineage: Eukaryota; Metazoa; Arthropoda; Insecta; Diptera; Chironomidae
Source: the annotation of a GenBank genome assembly